UACCAAGAAGCUGAACAGCAUUCAUUUCCCCUUUCAUUUGCUUUCCUCUCUUUUUCAGGUACUUCCAACUUUAUUACCUCUCUCUGUUCUACUUCUUCUUAAGCCAAUUCCCUCUUCUCAUUCAUCCUCAACGCCCUCCACUCUAUCUAUCUAUCUAUCUCUACACAAUUGAGAAGAAGCAGAUACCUCUCUCUAAUGGCGUCCGCAGAAGGAAAAACAGAGCCUCCUAAACCAGAGCCUCCUCAAACAGAGUGCCCUCCAGGCAACCAAGAAGGAGUUCCAGAAGAGAAGGAAAACACCCCCAAUCCUCCUCCAGAGCCAGCUCUGAAAUACAAGACAUGGGUUUUGAAGGUCUCUGUUCACUGCGAAGGAUGCAAAAGGAAAGUGAAGAAGAUCCUCAAUAACAUCGAUGGGGUUUAUACGACGGACGUUGAUCUGAAGCAGCAAAAGGCGACCGUGAUCGGUAACGUCGACGGAGAAACUCUGAUUAGGAAACUGGUGAAGACUGGGAAGCACGCGGAGCUCUGGCCGGAAUCCAACCCCGGCGAACAGAAGAAAAAGAAGAAGAAGAAAUCCAAGGGGAAAGAGAGAGAAAAACAGGAAGAUAGCGAUGGAGAAGAUGGAGAAAACGAGAAACCAGAAGUUCCUCAGGUUCAGGAUCCGACUAAAAGCAGCGAAAACGGCGGCGCAGUGAGAGUUGGGGUUCAGUUUAAGGAGAUGAAGAUGGGUUCAUUAGCAGAGCCUCCGGUAGUGGAGAAGGCAGUCGGGUUCGACAGUGGCGCCGCCGAGACAGGCGGUGGCGGCGCUGCUAAAAAGAAGAAGAAGAGGAGAGGGAAUAAAGCUAGCGGCGGCGGAAAUGGAAACGCCGGUGGAGAGGAAGGCGAGCAGCCGCCCUGCGAUGCGCCGCCACGCAGCGGAUCUCCUCCUCCUCCUCCCACUCACGGUGGCGGUGGUGGGGGUCAAACGCAGGUCCACGGACCGUACCCGGGGACCAAUCACCACCCGCCACAUCACCAGCCGCAUCAAUUCCCUCCGCCGCACUAUCACUACGCGCCACCGGUUUACGCGGCGAGCUACAAUACGGCGUACCCCAGCACGAGCUACGGUGCGUCCUACUACGCUCCUCCGCAAUAUUCCUACGCGCACGUCCACCCGCCGUGGGAUCGGGAGCCGUACCCGGGCUACUCGUCUCGUCCGUCGGAUUCGUUCGAAAUCUUUAGCGAGGAGAAUCCCAAUGCCUGCUCAGUUAUGUGAAAUAAAAUGGGGAUGAAGGCUAAUACGUUCUUGUGUGUCUGUGGGUCUUUCUUCUUAAUGAGUUUACGACUUGGGACCAAUAUUUUUGUUAUGGGAAGUGGUAAAACUGUAAAAUUUGUGGGGGUGAGACAAGAGAUUAGGGGUUUUCCUUUUUGUUAACUUUGUUUUUACUGUACCUCUUGUUUUAUAAGGUUAACUUACUUCUUAGUAGUGAACUCUUCUUCUCAAGUUUGGGUAUCUGUUGCCCUUAAUAGUUAAUACUAUUUAAGAGAUUCGAACUUGAGAUCUUAAGAUUCAGGAUUAGAAAUAUCAUCUUGUG
Messenger RNA from Linum tenue, 1573 nucleotides. The record is from the annotation of a GenBank genome assembly. Lineage: Eukaryota; Viridiplantae; Streptophyta; Magnoliopsida; Malpighiales; Linaceae.